Messenger RNA from Somion occarium, 1871 nucleotides. The record is from the annotation of a GenBank genome assembly. Lineage: Eukaryota; Fungi; Basidiomycota; Agaricomycetes; Polyporales; Cerrenaceae.
AUGGUCCAACUUGUAUCGGAACCGCCAUCUUCACUUCUAGGUGGCAGGUCGAAGUGUGAAUGGACGAGAUGUACCGUUACACCACCUCGUUUUUCUUUCCACAAGAACUACUGGACGCUGUAAUCGAUCACCUCAAGAACGACAAGCGCUCCCUGUCCCAGUGCGCCCUCGUCUCUCAUCGAUGGGUCAACAGAAGUCGCCGCCAUUUGUUUCGCGCCAUUACUAUUACCUUGCAUGCUGUGGAGGGCCCUGAUGGUCUGACCUGGGAUAAUCAUGACAUGAUACUGGUCCUUGACUUCCUCAACACUUCCCCUGACAUUCGAAACUAUUUUCAGGAUCUCACUAUUCGGGAGGACCCUGAUGACGACUCGGAACAACAGCCACGACUUCCAAUCACGCAGCUUUUCCAGCUUCGAAGCCUCUUAACUGAACUCAAACAUCUAUUGUUACGCAACGUGACAAUUGUAUCGCGAUCAGAAGACAGAGACGAAGAUAUAUCCUCAAUGGCCAUAUGCCCUGUGUCUCAUUUGCGCCAGUUAUCACUGAAAACCGUUGAUUUUGUCUCGAAGGACGGCGAUCUCUCGUGCCCUUUUGUCGAUUUGAUCGAAUUUCUUGGUUCCAUUGGUACCCUCCGUAUUGAGGAUUGGAUCUGUCACUAUGUACGACGUGAUCCGGCUGGCUGUCCGCGAAAGGUCCCGGUAUCAUCUAUUGUCAUCGGACGGCGUAGAGGAGAUUUGCCGUUUCUGGAACCGCUGCUAAAAGGCACCAUUGCCUCGGAUGAGAUAUCGCGAGUGGUGUUCACGCUUCCAGACAUUGACUCUUGGUUGUCAUUUGAUGCUUUUCUUGAGGCCCUUGAUGCACGGAAGGCUUCUGAGGUCGAGGUAAAUUUGGACGGUUCAUUCGACGAUGACAUAGACUUUUGGGACUAUCUGAGCUUGUCGUGGCUACCCUCGGUCCAGUCCUUGAGCUUCCGUACCAUUAUUUAUCAAUAUUGGGGCCCUUCAUCGUUCCAAUCCGCCUGCUAUCUGCUCUCCACUGCUUCGCUUCAAACUAUAUCAAGCCUAAGCAUGCACUUUGAUGUUGUUUACACUCCACCCUUGCGGGAUAAUGAUGUUGACGAUCACAUUACCUUGGUGCACAAUCUGGACAGAAGGCUGCAGCUAGAUGUGGACGAUGAUGACGACGACGAUAACGAUCAUGACAACGACGACGAUAACAACAGCGAAGACGACGACGACGAUGAUGAUGAUGAUGAUGAUGAUGAUGAUGACGACGACGGCGGCGACGACGGCGACAACAACGACAACGACAACGACAAUGGCAACGACAACGAUGACAACAAUGACGACGACAACAAUGACAACAAUAACAAUGACGACGACGAUAAUGACAACAACGACGGCGAUAACGAUGACGAUAAUGACCAAUCACACUCAGACUUUGGGUCGGACCAGUGUAUAACGUCAACUCGAGACUCCCUAGUGAUGAUGGAUUGGCAAAUGUUCCGAGAGAGUCUGGAUCAGAUGCCGAACCUCAGAGAGCUCGGUUUCGUUCUGCAUGUAGACGGAUGCUAUGCCUCCACUGAUGCCCUUAUGAUGGAGGUAAUGGAGGAUUGCCGAGCUACCCUCGAGGAUGUAUUGUCAAAGUAUCACGAUCGCGGGUUGUUACGAGUCGAAGGGGUGGCGGCUGAUGCGAACAGGUAUGCAGAUUGAGAGCGUGCGGUCUGCUAUGUUGGUGUUCAAGCCGUUCAAAUGAUUUUACAUUCUUGUCACGGGAUUUUUGUCUGUCCAUAAAUGUGUAUAGACUAUCUUUAUAUAUUCCUCCAUCUUUCGCUCGUUGGGGAUAUUAAGGCAUAAUCGCAACAUUUAUGC